Messenger RNA from Epinephelus fuscoguttatus (brown-marbled grouper), 6453 nucleotides. Its product is annotated as sphingosine kinase 1-like. Gene Ontology annotation, cellular component: cytoplasm; membrane; intracellular membrane-bounded organelle. Lineage: Eukaryota; Metazoa; Chordata; Actinopteri; Perciformes; Serranidae. Gene Ontology annotation, biological process: sphingosine biosynthetic process; negative regulation of apoptotic process; cellular response to growth factor stimulus. Bases 73 to 1737 code for a protein of 554 amino acids. The record is from RefSeq and is a predicted model, not a curated record. The transcript has 5 exons.
GUAGCUAUGUGACAGAGAGGCUGCUGCUUUAUCCCGGACCCCCCGCGUCUCGGUCUCCCCCGUCCGCUCAGGAUGGACCCGAGGAGAGCUGAACCGGACCGCUACACCAGCAUCAACCCGGUAUCGCUGUACGGGGAAUUCACGGUCACUGGUAACCGAAAAGUCAGGUGUGCCGUGAGCUUGACCGAGUGCGACCUCAUCAUCCAGAAGCUGACUUCGGCACCUGUCGGGCGGAACAAGGUGGUGCUCAGCCUGAAGGACUGCGUCGGUUGCCGGGCUUACCGGGAGGAUGACAACGCGGACCCCGCAGCGUACUUGGCAGUCUACUUCUACCCGCUCAAACGCCGCUGGAUGAGUUCCGGGGUGUCGCGGCAGAGAGCGGAGCAGUGCUUUCGCCUCGCCGCGCUCCAGGAUCCGCGCGCUAACCUGGAGGAGGCGGAGAAGUGGGCUCGCGCUGUCCGAGAACGUUCUGCAAGGCAACGGUACCUAAGAGACGGGGUGUUGAUGAGCGAGUUGUCUCGUCCAAGCCGGAUGAUGCUGCUGGUGAACCCACAGAGCGGGAAAGGACACGCGCUCACACUCUACAACAACCACAUUCAGAGAAUGCUCAACGAGGCGGGAGUCACACACACUUUGGUCAUCACCGAGCGGCAGAACCACGCCCGAGAGCUGGUGAAGGAGGCUGACCUUUCACAGUGGGACGCUCUAGUCAUCAUGUCUGGAGAUGGACUCCUGUUUGAGGUGAUAAAUGGUUUGCUGGAGAGACCAGACUGGGAGGAGGCCAUCCGGACCCCGCUGGGUAUCCUUCCUAGUGGAUCAGGCAACGCUUUGGCUGCAUCGGUACAUCACUACACUGGAGCCUCGCCAGUGUCCAGCGAGGAGCUCCUGGUCAGCUGUGGUUUCCUGCUCUGUCAAGGACUCGUGGCCCACAUGGACCUGGUCUCCAUCCAUCUGUCCUCCGGCCUUCGUCUCUUCUCCUUCCUCUCGCUGGCCUGGGGCUUCGUGGCCGACGUGGACAUAGAGAGCGAGAAGUACCGUCACGUGGGAGCUGCCCGGUUCACUGUCGGCACGCUGGUGAGGCUGGCUUGUCUCCGCGUCUACAAGGGCAAACUGGCUUACCUGCCCGCCACCGAGGACUACAGCAAGGAGGAGGGUUUAGGAAAUAACAUGAAGCUGCACUGCAACAAUCAGGCGUCCUCCUUGGCUGCGGUCUCUCGACCAUCCAGAGACUCUCCCUGCCAGAAUACCUUCCACAACUCCUGCCACUCCAACAACUCCCUCAAAGUGAGGAGGACGGAGAGCACGCCUUCUAGAAGCGCCACCAAACCCCUCGCCGGCCCGUCUGACUCCCUGCUGCUGCCUCUGGACCAGCCCCUGCCCAGCAACUGGGUGGUAGUGCCGGAGGAAGACUUCGUCCUCAUGCUGGCCAUGUACCAGUCCCACCUGGCUGAGGAUCUGAUGGCAGCACCAGACGCCACCACAGACGAUGGAGUCAUCCAUCUCUUCUACGUCAGAGCAGGAAUAUCACGCACUGCGCUGCUGAGGCUGUUCCUAGCCAUGGAGAAGGGUGCACAUCUGAGUACUAACUGUCAACACUUGGUGCACACGAAGGUGCGGGCGCUCAGACUGGAGCCGUAUUCACCUAAAGGGAUAAUAACAGUAGACGGAGAGGUGGUGGAGUAUGGGCCGCUGCAGGCAGAGGUGCACAGAGGCCUGGGGAGAUUAAUCAGUGGAUGAACAAACACCAGCUUUCACCUCUGCUGUUAAAGGCCCAAUAAAAACAUUUUAGAAUUUCAAAUUAGAAAUGUGCAGGUACGGAGCAAAGCAAUGGAUGUAACUCUCACUCACUGUUAUCUGCAACGUCAGCCUCUCAUCGGUACACAGAAGACCCGUGUUUUAUGCUAUGAUAUGACAAACAAGUGCCACGUAUGGAGGCCCAAGGAGUUCAAUAUUAAAUAAAUUUGUCAAACGUUAUUAAAUGGAUAGAAUUAAAUUAUAAAUGCAGACAGGAUGCAUAAUAUAAUCAUCCAAUUUUAAAAUAACCUGAAACAUUUUUAUAUUGUUCUUUCAUUCUGCUUCUUUUCACAACAACAGUGUUUAUUUUAUGUCACACUGUUUGUUUUUAAUUCAAAGACAUAUUAUUUCAGAAAGUCUUUGUCAGUCAAGAUACACUUUAAUGAUAUACCGGUACUGACGAUAACAGUGAUAUUAAAAAGUGAAAUAUUGAUAUCAUGUUAAUAAUACAUAUCUGCUAAUAUGAUGAAAAUCAUGCAUCGCCUGGUAAAUCAUUCCGUUUCUUUCCGUUUACGCUUUGUCUCCCUCCCGCAACGCCAUUCGGUUGCCCUUUCACUAUCCAUUAAGUGCAAUUUUGAACUUUUAUGAUGACAGACUCUCUCUUCACCCCACUACACUCGUAUUUUGAGUGCAAGUCAUUUGCCAAAAAGAGACAAAACACACAGUAAAGAAAGUUAAAUUUGACUGAUAGAAUUUUCCUUUUUUUCCCCCAAAGUUUCAAUAGAUAUCCCAAAAAUAUCAUUAUUGUGAACUCUUUUGGCCACAACAAUCAUGUAGUGAAAAUCUGAUAUCAUGUCAGCCCUUUUCUAAAAUACAUAUAUAUAUAUAUAUAUAUAUAUAUAUAUAUAUAUAUAUAUAAAAUACAUAAUUUUUUUAUGGUUAACAUGUGCACACAAAUAAAAAAUAAAAAUUUGAAGGACAUUUUACUUUGGAGCAGCUUACUGAGAAGGAAAUUUUCAAAAAAGAAAAGAGAAAAAUGAAACAAAGUAAAAAUGAUCUGCAACAAACUGCUAUUAUGUAAAGAAACAAGCUAUAUUUUCACAGUAAUGCGCUGAGGUUUGUUUCACAGUUUCAUGCCUGUGUUUAAUAUUGAACUCUUUGGGACUCCGUUGCCACAUUUGAGCUUACUGUAGAUGUGUCAGCAUCAAUUUACAAAUCAAACCAAUACGAUUCAUCAUCUCAUGACGAAGCCUUUGGCCUCCAUGUGAAGUAAAACCAUCACCGUCUUCAGCCUCCAGUAUCUCAUCUUUACUAUCACUGCAUGGAGAAGGUUUCCUCUUUGUGCUGAAGCUGACAUAUCAAACUGAAUUACAGCAUCUUCAGUAACAGGAAAGGGUUGGAUUUAUGCCUUUAUGGUUCCUCUGCAGUACGUUGGAGAUCGUGUGUGUGUGUGUGUGUGUGUGUGUGUGUGUGUGUGUGUGUGUGAGAGAGAUGCAGUAAAUGUGAGGAAGCAGGGAUCUCAUCUUGGCCCUGGUUUUAACAGAGGCGAACAGGCUUUGUGACUGUUUAUCGACCACAGAGAGCCUGAAACACUCAAACUAAGAAUUAACUGACGCAGAGACUGACGAGGUGGGAACGUGGUUCUCCAGAGAAAGUAGAUUUCAAUACCAAACUUGUGCAAAAUACCUCCUGGAACGUGCUGAACAUCUCAGACUGAUGAUAACAGUGUUCAUUGGCUCCUGCAGCUCUCUGGACGGGUGAUUGAUGUGUUUUAGUGCCUCAGUGUGCUCCAAGGCUGCAUCCCUCCAUCCCUUUUUCCUCUUCUGCUUUCAUCCAUCCAUCCGCUGCUUUAAAGGGGACCUAUUAUGCUCAUUUACAGGUUCAUACUUGUACUUGAGGUUUCUACGAGAACAUGACUACCUGCUUUACUGUUCAAAAACACUUUAUUUUCCUCUUACUGUCUGCUGGAACCUGUGUAUUCACCCUCUGUCUGAAACGCUCCGUUUUAGCACCUGUCUCUUUAAGUCCCCCCUCCUGAAUAAGCCCAGUCUGCUGUGAUUGGUCAUUAUUGCAGCUGGGGGAAUGACAGUAACCGAAAAGACAGAGAAUCACCAAAAAAAAGCAUGUAAACCAAAAUCUUCACAACUGUUACAGAAGGAAAAUGAUCCAAAAAUGAGGAGAAUUAACAACAUCACCUAACAUUACAUGUUUCCCUGACAUUAGCAUGUAGCUACAUGUAGCGGUGUGCUUGCAGCCAGGGUACGACAGUAGCGUAACAGUGCUUUCUACCAUGAAAAAUCACCAAUGACAGCUUCUAAACCAAAAAACUGGACAUGUUCCAGCAGGUGUAUGAUCCAAAUUUGGGGAGAAAUUCAAAGCAACCAAAAUCACAGGUUUCCCUGAUGUUAGCAUGUAGCUACAUGUAGCAGUGUAGCCUACGUAAUGUAAACACUUGUAGUAAUGUGCCUGGAGCAGAUGACCAUCUAAAGAAAUCCAUCACGAGCUCAUGUAAUCUGGUCUCGAAAGUAGAAAAAGUUUUUUUGUUUUUGUUUACCUCAUUAUUUGAACGUUUUUCCAAAUUUAAUACUAACAUCUGACAUUUUAACAUUAUAUAUAUGACAGAAAAUAAAGAAAAGCAUAAUAGGUUCCUUUUAAUUACUGCAGUCCUGAGUGUUUCUGGCCCCAGUUGCUUUUCAGACACACACACCCACACACACACACACGCACAGGCUGUCCCUAUGGGAGAUUUAUUAAUGAUCAUCACCUAGGUGUCCUUACCAUUGAGCUUCAGGUCACACAGAGGAAACGAGGCUUCGGCCUGCACGGGCAGUAAAGUCAGAUUUUUAAAUGUGUUUUUAAUUGCGAUCCAAAUCUCUUCAGACAUUUGUUUGAUUCACUUUCACAAAAAUCAGAUGUGGACACAAAGAAAUCAGUUUUUCGUUGAGUCAGAGUGAGAUGAACUCUGAGUGGCCUUAAGCGAGAGUUUUAGAGGGUUCAAGCUGGUUAAAACAGCAUGUUGAGUGUAGGGAGUGCAUGGAGGGGGUGGUGGUGGGGGGGGGUAUCGACUUGUUAAAUGCUGCAUGAGGUAGGCGGCGUUGUGUUCCUGUCAGUGCGCCCUUAUUCUUCCUCCUCACCACAAGAGAUAAUUUGUGAGCAUUAGAAAACUGUCCUGACACUGGAGGAAGAGAGGUGGACUUGUUUCAGCUCAUUUCACCUCAAAGCAAACACUCACACACACACACAACAGAGGCAUCAACAAAUCCAAAAAAAUUUGACUUACUGUUGUUUGUCAUUUUAAAUACAAGAUUUUCAUGUUUUUUGUUUUUAAUCAGCUGUUUAACACUGUAAUGAAUUGACUUGUGAAAGACCAAAAUUAAUUUAUUUUAAUAACAUUGUUUUUUUCUACAUGUAUUUGCACAAUGUAAGUCUGUUGCCAACGCCGCAUCAAAGCCUUUUGCGGGACCUUGGUGUCGAUUUCCUGUCAUUUAACUCAUGUAGUCGGUUUAAAUUGUGUUUACUCAUGAAGGACUCUGCGACAGGAAUCCAGCUGACGAGCUACAAGCACAUAAGAAGGAAACAGUACUUGAAGUCAUGCUUGUUCCACUUUGCUUUCGCUGAUGUUUUAGGGGACAAAUGUGGUCCGUAGCACCAAAAACCUGGAGUCAGGUUACUGACUGUUAAAUGUCGACGUACUGUACACCCAACACAGUGUUUCCCAACCUCUUAGGCUUGUGACCUUUUAAGAUGAGGUCUACUUGUGAGUUCAAGCAAGAAUUACCUGCUGAGACUGUUUCAUUUGAAAGAUUUUAGGGGCCUAGUAAUGAAUGAGAAAGACGGAUGGAUUGAAAAACUAAAAAAAAAUCUUCUGUUACCUUUGACCCUGCAGAUUUUUCUUAGUUGGGAACCACAAAUAUAACAAUAAUCUUUUUUACACCACAGAGUGCUACUGACCACGCUCAUACAUUUUAUUUUCUAUGCAAUGUCAGGGUUCUUGUGAGUGCUGCAGUGGUCCUUCUACCUGUUUGAUGUGCCUUGAUUGUGCUGCCUCCUGGUGGUUUGAGCACGGUGGUGCAUUCACUGAUUUCUCAUUUGAACAUCAACUCAUUUGUUUUCUCAUCACCAUUAAAAAUGCUCAGAGGAGCAGACACAUUAUUGAACAAACUGGAGACAGUAAAACAUCAGAAAAAUAAGUGUAAUUGUGGCACGUUGCUGUUUUGACUGUAGAAACUGUUAUAUUGUUGCCAUGGUGCCACCUCUUCAUCAAUCACUACUGGGGAGAGCUUUAAGUCUUCAGCUUUUCAUUGAGGAGAAUAAAUUGGAGUGACAGCCUUCAGCCUGAAUUCAAUUUCUCCGUGUGGGUCGGUGUGAUUGAAAACCCAAAUGAGUUAAAUCAGACGGAUAAAAGUUUGAGAUGACGAGGGACCUGACGUCUGUUGUGUCAGCGACCUGAAGACAGAUGAAAGAAACUGUUGAUUUGCUGUUUACGUCUUUACCUGCUGCUUCUCAACUGUCGUUGUCUUGUGUGUUUUAUGUUAAUGGCGAAGGGAAAAUAGUUGUUUUUAUUUUUUUUCUGGCACAUUGAAGAUUGAAUGAUUGAUUCUAUAUUCACAGAGAGAUCUAUUUUUCCAUUAGACAAAUGUCUGUAAUUUUUCUAUAAUCGAAACAAACAUUCUGCUGAGUGUUUUUGAUUGAGAAAUUAAAAUAAAUGAAGAUAAAGAA